UGGAAGCCCGUAAUAAAGGCAAAUGGCCGCCGUAGUGUACGAGAGCGGGUUGAUUCGUAUGACGUUUUUUCCGCGGCCAGUUUCUGACGUACGGCAUGUAAAAGACGCGCGGAUCGAUCGUUAGUGUAUAAUCGUGAUGUGAACGGCAGGCGGAAACACAAACGGUGUUCCCGUUGGCCGGCGAUGGACGGUGAGAAGGCCAGUGCUGUGAUGAAAUCGGUGUCGGAGGGUGAGCUGGGCGUGGAAGAGGUUAAAUUAUCAGAGUCAAAAACACGAGAUCCUGCCUCGCGAUUAAAGCGUACGUUCACGUUGCCAAGGAAUCCGUUUCAAAGUGCCACGAGGAUGUCACGACGACGUCCUAAACAGAAUCGCGACUCGAAAGACAGUAGCGGUACGACCAGCGCCAAAGAGAGAAACAAUAUGCAGCAACAUCAGCAGCAAGUGGACACCAUGCAACAAAAUAUGGGCCGAUUGCACGGCAGUCAAAGUUACCCGGACAGGCCGGGUGUUAAGAAGGUAUUUCGAAGACCAUCCUGGAAGAAGUUCAUCAACAAGAUGGUACAGCACAUGUCGAACGUGGCUACUCAGAGUCACAAAACAUCUCACAGGGACGAUCUCGGGUCCAGUGCCGGGGACAUAAGGGUGCCACCACCUAGACCAGCUCAUAUACCACCGGACAGAGUGCCAGGAGUUAUUGGUUUACGGAAUCACGGUAACACGUGUUUUAUGAACGCCGUGCUACAGUGUCUCUCUCACACGGACAUACUCGCUGAGUAUUUCGUGCUGGACCAAUACAAGGUCGAUCUAUCGAGAAGAAACAAACUGAACUCGAAGAAGUAUGGAACCAAAGGUGAGAUUACAGAACAAUUAGCCCUUCUGCUGAAAGCUAUAUGGAGCUGUCAGUACGAUCCGGAGAUGAGCACCGCGUUUAAGAGCGUCGUCGACAAAUACGGUAGUCAGUACCGAGGGAAUCUCCAGCACGACGCUCAAGAGUUCUUGCUCUGGCUAUUGGACAAAGUGCACGAGGACUUGAAUCAAGCGACCAAGAAAAAAUACAAGAUCAUCAAGAAUUCCUUCGGAAGACCCGACGAUAUCGUGGCGGCUGAAACGUUGGCGAAUCAUGUCCGUUGCAAUAAUUCCUUCGUGCACGCUGUGUUCCAAGCGCAAUUUCGCUCUAGUCUCACCUGUCCGAGAUGUCACCGACAAUCGAACACGUUCGAUCCUUUUCUCUGCGUGUCGGUACCGGUGCCGCAAAAUCAUCGACAGAUGAACCUUUUCGUAAACGUGCUUUACACGUCGCAGCAGCCGAGGCAAGUAAAGAUCGGUGUGAGCGUGAAUCAGGCAGCCAAUGUUAGAGAACUCCGUGAGAUUCUGGCCAGCGACACUGGAAUCGAUGAGAAUCACAUGUUGCUCACUGAAAUCCACGACGAGGGAUUCCAUAGGACUUUCUCAGAUUGCCAACCUUUAUCUGUGAUCACAGAGAACGACCCACUGUAUUGUAUAGAACUGCCACAAUUAAAGGAACCCGCGGAACAAGCAUACAUCCUGUUAGUAUGGAUCAACGUUCUUGCGAAAGGAGAUUUAAGGCAGCGAUUUGGCAGUCCUUACACUAUGCAGGUGUCCAGGGAAACAUCCUACGAAGAUUUACAAAAGCUUCUGUUAAAGGAGAUGCACAGUGUUCUAGCUGACGAUGUUCUUACGUCCAGUCAAAGUCCUGGAUUGUUCAACAUUCGUGUAGCUGACCCGGCAGCGACACCCAUCCAAGACGAACACCCAUGCAUAGAUCCUUGCGUGGAGCAUCCUCUUUAUACCGAACAAAUUGAACAAGCGCUUGCUCUCUGCGCCGACGAUUCCGGCCCGCAACACGUGAAAUUGAUUCUGGAAUGGGACGAAGCUACCAAGUGCAAUAUUAUUCAGGACGACACCGAUCAGAUCGAGGAACACGCGAGCGUGAAACAAUUGAAGACUAACUCGGAGUUGGGAGGUGCUGUUACCCUUGAGGAAUGCUUCGAUCUUUAUACGAGGGCCGAGAUAUUAGGAGCAGAGGACGCGUGGCACUGUCCGUACUGUAAUAAAAAGCAAGAAGUUGUGAAGAAACUGGGACUCUGGUCUUUACCCGAUAUCCUGGUUAUUCACUUAAAGAGAUUCCGACAGCAGUCUAAACAAAGAUCCACGUCUAAAUUGACGAUGUUAGUGGAUUUUCCUUUGUACGGUUUCGAUAUGACUCCUCAUCUCGCUCAUAACGGAGUUCAGACGCAUAACAACGUGGGUAGUUUAGGUGGAUUGGGUUGGUCACCUUGGAAGAAACCUAGACCCCGUCAACAGAAUAUUCCAAAGUACGACGAGAACGUUUACGAUCUCUACGCGAUUUGCAAUCAUCAUGGUCAAGAUUUACAGGGCGGUCAUUACACCGCUUUCUGUCGAAACCCUUAUGACACUCAGUGGUACUGUUUCGACGAUACUAGAGUGGAAGCAGUGAAUGAUACAAAUUUAAUAACAAACGCUGCGUACAUGUUGUUUUAUCAACGAAGGGGCUUAACGAAUAAUUCGGGAAAUUCUUCGGCCGCGUCCACUAGUUCGGCCGGAUCCGGGCUCGACCAUUGGGUCUCGAAAAUGCCGCCAUUUUAUUUCAAUAACAAGACCAACAGCAAUGCCACGAACAAUAAUCAAAGUAAAUCGCAAGAGGUAUUGUGCCAGGAUAAGAUCGUGGAAGAGAAGAACAUGACGAACUUCAAUAGAGGGUGCCGUAAUUAUGCCACCUUGCAGCCGAAGAAGAGGAACGUUGCGACUGAAACGGAUAUCGGGCAAAUUGAUCAUUACUCGGACGACGAAGCCCCUUGCAGAAGGGAAUGGGCUUCGCCUAAACCGGUACGAAAAAUGUCGUCCAUCACGUUAACACCGCACGUACCACCGCCACCGUCAACGGUAAUUCAUAGCGCCAGCAGUGAUCCAGACACAACGAUAAUACACGAAUCGACAUUGUAACACACAAUUUAAGCCAGACUUAUUCUGGCUCGAGCAACGCUCAAUGUAUAGUGCCUGGAAUAGGGUGUAUAAACGGUCGAAUUAGUAAUUAGUAAAAGACAAUUAUUCGUGAAACUUAGGUCCGUUCGUGUAGAUGGUAAUCGGAAAUCUUUCUCUGAACUCUAAAUUUAUAUACAUAUAUAAAUGUUUUCUUUACCGGCCGUGUAAAAAUAUCGAGUUUUUCUUAUUUCCGUUUUCUUAAUAUUUAUAAAAAUGAAAGGAAAAAUUGUGAACUCGAUGAGUGUUUAUUGAGAAUGUAAGCGAAAUUCGAGGCAUUAGUGAUUUUUGUAUUUAUAACGUGUUUAUAUACAAAUUGCGUGAAUUGUAUUGUACAUUGUAGCUAUUAGAUGACUUUUUAAGGAGAAGACAAAUACUAUAUUCAGUAUCAGGAACUAAGAAUCCCUCAUUACGAAUCCUCUAUUGUUAAAUACUUAUAGAUCUUCAAUGCAAUAGGUAAUUAAAGUCUACAUGUGUCCAACAAGAAUGUAUAAGUGUGUCAAAGAAAUUUUCAUGCGACUUGUUAGUUUAUUAUUAGUCGCCCGUUGUCGCAUUACAAUGAAACUAUGACAAUAAGUGAAUUCUGCGUGUAGCAGGGCUCACGUGUUAGAGUAACUUCAUUUACAAGAAUAAUUCUUGUAUGGACACAUCGUGUAGCCGCUAUGACCAUUGCUUUGAAUCUAUGCUUAACUAUAUAAUAUUUAUAUUGUAUUUGUAUCAUCCACUAGUGGCCUUAACUCAAUAAUUAAUAUUGAUAUGUCAUUUGCAAAUCAUAAUAAGCAUACUUUAUUAUUACUUCAACAAGUGUUUUAUUAUUGAUGAUCGACGUUGAGGUUGUAAAAGCUACCGAGUUGUAAUACGGGGAUAUCAAUUGCUCUUUUGAGUCUCAAACGGCGACCAACAAAAUUAAUAUACCUAAUUUUAUUCUAUAGUCUUGUUCUUCCUGCAUUGGCGUGACUGAAUUUUAUCGGUUCAGAAAGGAAAGUGUAUCGACAGUGUGACUCUCCUAUAUUGUGAACACACUUUUCAACAAUCUGUAACUUUUCAUUUUAUCAAAUACUCUAAUCUCACAGUUACAAUGAUCAUUCCACUUAAAUAAACAUGUUUAAUAGAAAGUGAUGGAAAGCAUGAAAGUGAAAUAGAUUUAUAUAUAUACGUAUAUGCACACAUAUAAUUAGCGAGUGAAAGAUAUAUUUAAGUUAUUUUAAAAUUAACAUUUAUUACUAGUCACACGUAUCGUGGGCGGAGAGGUAGCAAGAAGAGAAUGCAUGAGACAGAUUAUAAAUGAGUGAUGAUUGUAUAAGAUAAGGCGCCUAGAGGUCAAAUAACGUGAGAUAUACUUUGGUAUAUGCUCGUUUUAAAAUGGUGUUUCUACAUAGUUGGUUCCUGUAAUGUGGUUAAGUAAAAGUAAGGUCGGGUGCCAUGACAAUCACGAAAGAAGUAAUACUCACGCGUUUCGAAUAUUUUUUUCUACACGGUUAUCUGAUAUGAUUGUACUUCUCAAAUUUGAUAAUUGGAAUCAUUAGCAGCCAAUAUAAAACGUAGUUUUCAAAUUAGUCAUUAAUUUUCUAUAACAUACUCCAGUUGUUAGAUUUGAAGCUAAUAGAAGAUAUCACGUCAAGUAGCCGUGUACUUGAAUGAAAAAUAAGAGAUUUUACUUCAUGGCACUUAACGCAUUGUACGAUGGAAUGAAUGUACAAAUUGUAUGUGAAAAACACUGAUUGUGAGGAGAGAACUAUCACCGCUACCCCCUUUAUCAACAUAUUAUAUAUGAUUUUAGAAGUUGCGCAUUCACGCUAAUCGACUGAGGGAUAUACUAUUAAUUAAUCAUAUUAUCGCUGCUAUUUUGUUGGAAUAAAUAGAGAAUGUAUAUAUAGAUAAAAUGUCAUUCCACUUUAUGCACGCUGCGCUAUGAUUCUUGUACUUCUCGUUUAUUGAAGUAAUAUCGUCAAAGCUUUGUCACUUUUAAAAAUAUAUAGAGCAACUAUAUCGCUUCUUACGAUUCUUUUUAAAAAAAGCCAGCGUAUCCUUUGAACAUUUCAAUAAUAUGGAAGUAUGUAAUUGUUCGCUAGUCUUACAAGGAAAUUGUCAGAUGUGGUCAUAGCCAGUUUAAUGAAAGGUUCUUCUUCUUAAUAUUUUAUCGCCUAUAAAAACUGUUGAAAUUGGUUAGAACAAAGAUGGAAAUUGUAAGGAAAGCUUACAAAAGAUAAAGUUAUCAAGCUCACGCGAUCUUAUUUUAAUCAAUCAGUUCAUGGAUCAUAGAAGAUAGAUAAGUAGGUAAAGAAAGAUGAGUUUGAAACAAAACAUUGUAUAAUAUUCAAAUCUAAUGUAAAAAGUUUAUAAAUAAUUA
This is a messenger RNA of Osmia lignaria (orchard mason bee), 5371 nucleotides long. RefSeq names its product ubiquitin carboxyl-terminal hydrolase 31. NCBI's taxonomy places the organism in Eukaryota, Metazoa, Arthropoda, Insecta, Hymenoptera, Megachilidae. Gene Ontology annotation, biological process: protein deubiquitination. The record is from RefSeq and is a predicted model, not a curated record. Gene Ontology annotation, molecular function: cysteine-type deubiquitinase activity.